UCGGCAGUACUCCGUUUAGCAGGCCAGGAACGAACCAUCAGCAAACAAAACAACGAACGAAAAAAAAAACCAGUUCCAACCGUUACCGGGCCAACGAGGGAGAAAAGAACCACCACCAGGGAAGUCCUCAACGUUACACCGUUACCCCGCACCGGGCGCACAACACUGUGUCGUGGUCGUCGUGCGACCGGUACAAAAGCAAAGCAGAAUGCAUGUAGUCGUCAGGUCAUCGCCGUCUACGACGGGUCAUCAUCAUCGCCGUUUGCCACAGUCCCGGCCGCGGAAGCAGCAGCAGUAGCGCGUGGCUCGUACAGCGCUUGAGAUUGUAGUGAAAUCAAUUUUUGUUUGUGAUCUCCGCUCGCUCGGCCCAAUCGGUGGGCCACCAGUAUCGCUUCGAUAGCUCGAUCGAACGUGUGUGCCGAACCAGCGUGCGGUACGAAUCAGCACGACCAGUGACGACCACGUGCGUGCGUGCUUGCGUGAUGAAUCUAGCAACACUGACGGCAGCGGUGGGUUUGAUGGUAUUGGUGGUGGCCCUAACACCCACAGUAGACGGCCAGACUUGUGAAGGGAAAUGUGUUCCGCUCAAAAACUGCCUCCGCCCGCUGACAGCCGAAGGAGAGGACGACGAUGCACCAGCACCGGAAGUUGACUUACGCAUCGGACAGGAGAAUUCGAACGUCGUGGGCAAUUGCUCGCACUAUCUCGACACCUGUUGCGCAUUUGAGGAUGUCGUUGAGGAGCCGGCAGCACACAGCACAACGCAGGAAGACGAAUUCGUACCGUGCGGACAGAGAAAUCAAAACGGCGUCGGCUUCCGCAUCGGUGCUGGAAAGGUGGAGGAAGCGGAGUUUGGUGAAUUCCCCUGGUCGUUACUGGUGCUGGAGAUGAAGGAGCUUUUCGACUCCGAGCUGAAGGAAGUGUACGCUUGCGUCGGCUCCCUGGUGGCACCGAAUGUAGCUCUCACGGUCGCACACUGUGUGAUUAACAAAACGUCCACCAGGCUGCUGGUGCGAGCCGGUGAAUGGGACACACGCACCGAAUCGGAAGUACUUCCCUAUCAGGACGCCCGCGUGAAGGAGGUGCUGAUACACGACCGCUACAACAAGCACCAUCACUUCGAUGUGGCCCUGCUGGUGCUCGUCCAACCGUUCCAGCCGGCGGAAAAUGUGCAAACCAUCUGUCUACCGCCACCAGGCGUACGGCCACCCGUCGGAUCGGAGUGUCUGACCGGCGGCUGGGGCAAGGAUCGGUUCGGCGUGAUGGGUGUUUACCAGCACAUCCUGAAGCGGGUCGAGCUGCCGAUCGUCGACUCGGCCCAGUGUCAGCAGGCGCUCCGAAAGACGCGCCUCGGUGCCGGAUACAAGCUGCACAGCUCGUUCCUGUGCGCCGGCGGCAAGAAGGAUGCGGACGUGUGCUCCGGUGAUGGCGGCGGAGCACUGGUGUGCCUGAUGCCCGGCUCCCAAACCAACUACUACCAGGCCGGUGUGGUGGCGUGGGGCAUCGGCUGUGGCGAUGAAAACAUUCCCGGCGUGUACGCGGACGUCGAGAGCUCAAGGGGCUGGAUCGUGGGCAAGCUGAAUGCGCUCAAGGUGGACCCGACCUACUACACGGCAGCCUGAGCCACUGUCUCCCUUCUUAAUUUAUCUAGCCCAUUGUCGUGCUGAAGAAGUUAAUAAACGUGCGCAUUAAUGUAUUAAUGUGAAGAAAGUCCCAA
Messenger RNA from Anopheles coluzzii, 1717 nucleotides. RefSeq names its product phenoloxidase-activating factor 2-like. NCBI's taxonomy places the organism in Eukaryota, Metazoa, Arthropoda, Insecta, Diptera, Culicidae. Gene Ontology annotation, molecular function: serine-type endopeptidase activity. The record is from RefSeq and is a predicted model, not a curated record. Gene Ontology annotation, biological process: proteolysis. The coding region runs from base 483 to 1622 and encodes 379 amino acids. The transcript has 4 exons.